AUGACCAUCCAGAACCGCGGUCUCGCUUCUUCGCGCCGGAAGUCGCGCGCGGCGCACUUCAAUGCUCCCUCGAGCCAGCGCCGUGUGAUCAUGAGUGCUCACCUCUCCAAGGAGCUCCAGGCCAAGUACAAUGUCCGCUCCAUCCCCAUCCGCCGCGACGACGAAGUUACCGUUAUGAGGGGCUCCCAGAAGGGCCGUGAGGGCAAGGUCACCAGCGUCUACCGUCUGAAGUGGGCCAUCCACGUUGAGCGUGUUGUUCGCGAGAAGAGCAACGGCCAAAGCGUUCCUCUUCCUCUCGCUCCCUCGAACGUCGUCAUCACCAAGCUCAAGCUUGACAAGGACCGUGAGCAGAUCCUCGAGCGCAUCGGCAAGGGUCGCGAGGCCGUCAAGAGCAAGUCUGCUUAAGGGUUUUUCUUUCUCUGGGGUUCAAGUUCAUUUACAAUAGCGGUGAUUGUAACGAGGGGAUUUCUAGAUGACUCGAAAAAAAUGCGAGAUCCAACCUACGAUCAGG
This is a messenger RNA of Aspergillus steynii IBT 23096, 511 nucleotides long. Its product is annotated as 60S ribosomal protein uL24. Gene Ontology annotation, cellular component: ribosome; cytosolic large ribosomal subunit. NCBI's taxonomy places the organism in Eukaryota, Fungi, Ascomycota, Eurotiomycetes, Eurotiales, Aspergillaceae. The record is from RefSeq and is a predicted model, not a curated record. Gene Ontology annotation, biological process: cytoplasmic translation; ribosomal large subunit biogenesis. The coding region runs from base 1 to 405 and encodes 134 amino acids. The transcript is spliced from 3 exons. Gene Ontology annotation, molecular function: RNA binding; structural constituent of ribosome.